CGCCACGUGUCAUGUGUCAUUUUCCUCGACAAAAUUCCCGUUCUCUUACUGAAGUGUAUCCGACAUUUCAUAAACAAAGGAUAUAAAUAAAGUUUUUAUACAUAAUUUUAAAUAUAAUAAAAUAAUUAAAAAAUGACGGAUGAAUCAAACGGAGAAUCAACAUUUGAAUUUGUAGAAAAACGUCUUGAUGAUGUAUCAAUAUCUGGUGAUACCACGAAAACUGAUUCAACGAGCAGUUUGUCAUCAUCUGUUUCGUUAAUAACAUCUUUAGGUGGAUCGUCAUCAGCAGGAAAUCUUUUGUCGAAUGUCGCACCACCAUCUGCACUGCCUAGUUUUAUUGCCAAUCAACAAUUGCCAUUGAAUACGCCAAAAGAAACUGAACAGACUGUCGUUAAAAGCGAAAAUGUUGAAAAAACUGGAGAAACUUCAAGUGAUUUUGGAGUACAAACAAAGCAACCGCAAGCACAAGGUCAACCAACUCAAGAUGAAUCUCCAGAGCCAUUUGAAUCUGUACACAUAGCGGACAAUCAAUCACAAGAUAUUGGAAAUGUUGGUGGAAUAUUAUUUUCGUGGGUUAAAGAUAAUGUUGUUAAUAGCAAUGUGCUUAGCAAAGUUGCGGAAAAAGCCAAAAACAGCGUUAAUUCAAUGAUAACUACUUUGGAUCCACAGAUGCGUGAGUUUAUUUAUUCAGGUGGUGAUGUCGAAAUCGUUGUUGCAUCUAAUAAGGAAGUCAAAGUCAGCGCUAUUCGUGAAGCUUUUCAAGGGGUAUUUGGGAAAGCUACGAUUACAGGUGUGACGGUUGAUACAUCAGCGAUUCCUGCCCAGCCAGUUGGCUUCGCCUCUGGAGUUAAUGGAGCAAAACAUCGUAUUAAAUACGCACGCAAUGCUCUUGAUAUUCCAAAAGACAUUCCAAUUAUUGCAGUCCAAAGUUUUUUGGUUGAAAUCGGCGAAGAUAAAUGGUAUGAGUUGGCUGUUAUACUUUUGGAUGACCCGAAAAAUAGUGUGAGUCUACAGAUGUUCACUCAAAUGAUACCUGUACCAAGUCAAUUUGUAACAACUGCUCAAGAAUCAACACCUGAUACGUAUCCUCUGAAGCCGUUAGGUUUCGCUGUACCAAUUGGAAAUUUAAUGUCUACUAAUUUACAGGUUCAUUUCAAUGAAUGGCAUCAUGCCCUUACUGGUGUAUCCCGCAGAGAUACUAUUCUUCUUGCAGCCCAAUCAUUAGCUGGCAUUUACAAAAAUACAAUUACUACAGUGUAAUUGUAUCAGUAGAAGAUCGCCAACGAUAUGAUGAUAAUCUCAACGACCGAAAUAUUUUAUAAUUAUUUGUACAUAUCUUCUGAUAAUUUAAUUAUUUGUUUAAAUUGGAAUAAGAAAAAUAAAUAAAAAAUUAAUUAAAGUAAAUCAAGUUACACUGAAAAUAUUGGAGUGACUCUGCUGGAGCGUUUAUAAAUAUGUUGGUUUAUUUAAAAUAUAUUGAUUAUAGUUAUUUAUAUAUUGACUGCAUAAUUGAAUUGUCAAAUUUAAUUGUAUACAAUUAAGCAGUAUUUAUAAAAACAUAAAAGAAAAAGAUUUAUAUAGUAUCAGCAUUUAAAUAUAUUUUCAUUAAUCAAAUAUUGUUAUUUAUUUAAAUCCUUAUUAACAUUCUCAGACAAUACCGCCCACUUUUUUCAAAUUUUCAAUUACUAACUGACAUAAUGGUGCCAAAAUUUUCUUCAUGAAUUGAAACAAUAAUUGGAAAAAGGGUAACAAAGUUACAAUUUGGCAGAGAUGUAAAUUUAAAAAAAAUUACUUCCAGUUGUUAAUUAAAAGUAAAUUUUAUAAAUCAAAUUUCCAAAUUUCGUAGGCUAAAAUUUAUUCAACUUUUAUUGAAUUUUCAAGUAAGGUAAAAGCCUCUAUACCCGCUCAGUACCAUUCGUCACUCACUUUGACUGUUUGAGGCGUUUUUUUAUAAUUUUUAUAAAAAAAAAUUACAACUAAAAAUAUUAUUAUUGAUAAAUAAUUAUUUGUGAAUCUAAAUAUAGUAAAAUAUCAUGUAUCAAAUUAUUUUAUAAUAGAUUAUAAAUUUGAAUUAAAUGACUGUUUUCAAAAUCGCGCUCAGCCGGGCAUUUUUUACUUUAACGUUCAUUCGUUAGAUUAGGUCAAAUUUUUUAAGAAUUGUUAUAACUAUUUCUUAUUAAAUACAUUUUUAAAAUUCAUGAAAUUUUAUAUUAUGAAAGAAUAAAGUAGUAUAAUUUAUAAAUUAUUUGUCCAAAUCAAUAAACUUAUGAUAGUUUAAUUGAUAUUGUCUUUGAGCGACUAUAGGGCUAUGUGUUGAUCGAGUAAUGGUACAUGACAACUUUUAGUGAGCGACAAUGGGUGCACUCAAGGACCUUAUUUAAAAAAUUAAUAAUAAUUAAUUAUCAAGAUUAUUCUUCAAACUAAAAUUUUAUUCUAAUACUCGAAACUUCAAAAAAUAAUUAUAAAAAAAAAUAUGGUUUUUCAUUUUAUUUAUUAAUUUAUGUUGAGUGAUUUAUAAUCUCACUUCAAUGAAAAGUGAGCGGGUAUAAGGGCUUUUAGUUUAGCUUUAAUUAGUUAAAAGUAAUUGAAUAUUUUUAAAAAGCGGGGGAGAACUGUCUGAGAAUGUCCUUAAUUAAUUAUUGAAAUUUGAAUAUGAAAGGGUUUAAAAAAAGUUAAGCAAAAAAUUUUGUUGUUCUUUAUAAGAUCUUUAUAUUUGUCGUAUUUGCUUACGCCUUUAACAUGAAUACAUUUAUCGUAUUUCUCUUUUUAAAUCUCAUCUCAUUCGUUCAGUCGUUUGAAAAAAUAAAGAAAGAAAAAAAGUUCAUUACGAAAAUUAAUAAUGUAAGCUGAAUUAUAAAAAAAGUUAUGUAAAAAAUUACAGGAUUUAUAUUAUAGAAUUCAUUAGUGGCUACAAUUAUUUUUUUUUAUAUUGUUAUUUAUUUUUUUCAGCGAAGAUAAUCCUGUAAUACUUUUUGUUAAAUUUAUCGUUCCAAUUCUUCGCAUCGUUUUAAAAUCUCAACAAAC
Molecule: messenger RNA, 3024 nt
Organism: Microplitis demolitor
Lineage: Eukaryota; Metazoa; Arthropoda; Insecta; Hymenoptera; Braconidae
Product: protein PRRC1
Exons: 5
Coding region: 133-1260 (375 amino acids)
Biological process (GO): activation of protein kinase A activity
Cellular component (GO): cytoplasm
Molecular function (GO): protein kinase A regulatory subunit binding
Source: RefSeq, a predicted model, not a curated record